Molecule: messenger RNA, 3134 nt
Organism: Vigna radiata var. radiata (mung bean)
Lineage: Eukaryota; Viridiplantae; Streptophyta; Magnoliopsida; Fabales; Fabaceae
Exons: 2
Coding region: 693-2387 (564 amino acids)
Source: RefSeq, a predicted model, not a curated record
AACAGUGGGCAUAGGAGCAGGCUUUGCAUGGGUCCCACUUGAAAAUCUUUUCUAAUCACUGAAAUAAAAACCAUUCACUAAUAGAAAGUCCAAAGAAUAACGGCCGGAGGGUGGAACCUUUCACUUCAAGUGUGAGAAAGUGAGUGGUGGAAAUAGCAAUAACCAUUUCCUUAAUAGCAAGACAAAGGAAGGAAUAGUUAGUUUUCGUAGGUUCCUCCUCGCCUGUUCGAUGCUGACGUGGAUACAUCUUACACCCUUCGAUUGGGAAUGGAGUAGUAUCCUCAGUUGAGUACACGUGCUGCUAUCCUCUCUCUCUCUCCCUCUUUUUUAUCUUUGCUUCCAUGCAUGGAUUUCUCCUCCAAAUAUAGUCAAGUAGACAGAAGAGAGAGAAAUCAUCUCUCUCCCUAUUUUUCUCCUCUCUUUCCUUCUUCUUCUUCUUCUUCUUCGCCAUCAUUGCCAACAAAGAUUUCCAAAUUUUCUGGCAACUCCAAUAACCUCAGUGCAAAAGGGUACCCUGAUGCAGCUUUUCGCACUUUCACAUCAAUAAUCUGAUCUGGGUCUCUUCAGUUCUACUUUUCUUCUUCUCUGAUUCGCGUCACGAGAUCGAUGAAUUCAGCAUUCCUGGACACUCUCUGAUUCGGCCUCCAAUCAACGGCCAACCCUUUUGCUUCACUCAUCCGUCACCCAAUUCAAUGGAAGGAGAUCAAAUUCAAGAAUUCAAACACGCGUGCAAGUUCUGCGGCAAGUGCUUCCCUUGUGGCAGAUCCUUGGGGGGCCACAUGAGGUCUCAUAUCACCAACUUGUCGUCGGAGGAAAAAGAGAAGCUUCCGACGAGGAAGCUUUUUUCCUCGUCUCUCAACAAUGAUGGAGACAAAGAUUCCGAAGCUGCUGCAACCAACGCUGGCUAUGGCCUCCGAGAGAACCCCAAGAAGACUUGGAGAAUCUCGGAUCAUUCGAGCGAAGACGCUUUGGUGUUUGACAAGUUCUGCAAAGAGUGUGGCAAAGCGUUCCACUCUUGGAAGGCCUUGUUUGGUCACAUGAAAUGCCACUCCGAGAAAGAGAGAGCUUCUGACAGCUUGGAAGAUCAAGAUUCGUGGACUAAUGCUAAGGUGAUCAUGGAUAGUCAGUCUGAUAACGAAGCAACUGCUCCAAAUAAGAGAAGAAGGUCCAAGAGAAGAACGAGGUACACGGUUGCUUCUGCCGCAGCAACUUCUUCGGUUGUGUCUUUUGCCAAUCCUUCCUCUUCUCUCUCUGAGGUUGAGCAGGAGCAAGAAGAGGUUGCUAUGAGCUUGAUGAUGCUCAGUAGGGAUGUGAGUCCUUGGAGUGGUCCUCAUUCUGUUGCCGAGUCCUCUGACAACAACUCUGCUUAUUUCGAAGCUCGAUCUUCGGUUCGAACUAAUCUGGUUGCCAAAUUUGAUGGCAGCACUGACUUCACGCCUAACACGGCAAGAAUGAUCAAGCAAAGUGAUAAUAAGUGGGAGGUUGGGAAUUCGGAAAAUCCCAACUCAAUCAGAGGAAAGAGUUCGCAGCGUUUGACUACUACUGCUGCUACUGUGGAGACUAUUGAAAAUGGAUUUGGAGCGAACAAAAGCGGAGUUUCUAGUAAAGGGUAUGAAAAGGUCAACAACUCUGAGCUUCAGUAUGGGUCUGCAUUGGAGGAUUCAGAAGGGGAACGUGGGAGGAGCAGAGUCAAUGAACCAGAAUCAAUUUUAUCAAAGUCCGCUGCUACCGGCAACAAGUACAAUUCGAUCAAGACAAAGCUUCUCGGCUCUGAAUUGAAGUCAAACAAGAACUGGGUGGACAAGGCUUCAGAACCUGAAUCAAGCAAGAACUCUCACAAGAGAGGCAAGUUUGAGUGUACCACUUGCAAUAAAACCUUCCACUCAUACCAAGCUCUUGGAGGCCAUAGAGCUAGCCACAAGAAGAUCAAGGGAUGCUUUGCUUCGAGAAAUGAGAGCAGCGAAAACAGCAUUGAAACUGAUCUCUCUCCUGAUCCAAUAACAACCGAACACAAGCUCGUGAACAACACUGACCGUGAGUAUCUUGGGGAACAGCAACAGGGUGGUGCUGGUUUUCAUGAUGAGGUGGAAACAGUUACUGAGUCCAAGAAGAGCAAGGGGCACGAGUGCCCAAUUUGCCUCAAAGUUUUUCCAUCAGGCCAAGCCUUGGGUGGCCACAAGAGAUCUCAUAUGACUGCUGGGUCUGAGAGUAGAAACUUUCAAACAGUUGUACUUCAGGAACCGGUAGCAGAAAUCAGGGACUUCCUUGAUCUUAAUCUUCCUGCUGCUACUGAGGAAGAAAGCAAUAGUCAUGCUGACUCUAACAGACCCUGGUGGGUAGUACAAGACAACCACAAGCAGGAGGCACUGGUAGGCCUGAUCUUAUAGCCAAAGGUGACACAUAGUUUAUUCCAUCAGUGCUGCUACUUCAGAGUGAAGAUUCAAACUGUAUAGAGAUGUUUCUGCAUUCAUUUCAUUAAUUCUUUACAGGAUAUGCUUCUUCUUCUUCUUCUUCAGUUUUUUCAAUUAGCUCAUAACACACUGUUUUCUUCCUCUUUUGGUUUUUUUAUUUUCCGUGUGCCAUAUGUUAUUGGUAGAAUAAUUUUCAGUUGAGAAAAGUUCAAGCUUACUGUUUUGGUUCUUUUUGAAAGUUGAAGAAUUCUAACUGAUAUCCGUGGUACUGUGGCACAGAAUGGUAUGCAUUUGAGAGAUGUAUGUAGUUAAUUAUAUAAUGAUAAACUGGGAAGGUGACAUGUUUGUGGGGUAAUUAUUUAUCUUUGCAUCAAAGAGAAAUGAAUGAGGUGUUGAAAAAAUGGGAUAGGUAGCCCAAGGCAUUACACAUGAAGAGAUAGAAAGGUAGAUUUUAUAAUACACAUAAAGAAGACAUGUGAGCACAAGGUGGUUGUUUAGUCACCUACCAUAAAACCUGACCACCCAUCUGUUGUUUCCUUCUCUUUCUUGGCACACAAGUGGUGUGCUAAUAAAUCCUUCUCACUAAUCACUAUGUACACUCAGUAGCAAAAAUCAUAAUAAUUCAUCAAGGGAAUGAGGGAGAUGGCUGGACCACUACUAUGCAACAAACUCAAAUUACAACGCCACAAACUUGACGCAAAGUGCAGCUCUCUCUACCUAGCU